GUUGAUUCACACUGGCGUUCCGGUCACGUUCCGUUCUCGCUCCGAUCACGGUACGGUCGAAUAUUGUCUCAUUAAUUUCAGUGCAAGCAUUCACACUGGCGUUCACGCUCCGUUCUCGCUCCGAUCACGGUCCGGUCACGGUUCCCUCAAAAGAUAUUUUGACCGGAGCGAGACCGACACGUGAACGGAACUUGAUCGCCAGUGUGAACGUUGCCCACGGUCCUGCACCGAUCCUGUUCCACUCCAGUCGAGUGUCAGCCUUCAUUUAAGUAAGUAGUGUUGCAUUUUGGUCCUACCAAAUCAUGGAUAAUCCAAAGAAAACACUACAAUGGGAUCAUGCAAAAGAUGAAAUGCUAAUAGAAUUAGUCAAAGGUAAACCAGAGCUGUAUGACCUGACUUCGCUGCACUACAGUGACAACGUGGCGAAAAGAAGAAGCUGGGUCGAAAUAAGCAGGCAGAUGGGAUGUGAAGGGUCUAAGUGUAAGGAACGCUGGGAAUCCCUGCGAGCACAGUAUCGUAAACACAAAAAUAAGAAAACAAAGAGUGGGCAGGCUGCUGAUGGCUUCCAGAAAUGGAAGUUUGAGGAUCAAAUGUCGUUUUUGUUGGCAUUUACGAAGGACAGAACACGAGUUACAUCUCUGGAAAAGGCUGAAAAUGAAGCAGAAGAUUCAGAUAAUUCAGAACACGAUGACACACAAGAAAGAGCACUAGGCGACGAGGCUAGUGGUGUUGCACCAGAUAGGCCUACACUCCCUCAGCAAGAGCGUCUCACGCGUAAAAGAAAGACACAGGAAAAUAACAGUGCAUCUGCUACACUUAUGAAAUACUUAUUAGAUAAGAAGAAGGAAGAACAUGCCCCACAAAUAAUAGAUACUUUCUUUUCAUUGAUGUCAAAUACUGUCAAGAAAUUCACUCCAGCUGAUCAGCAUUAUAUUAAAACAAAAGUGUUUUUAUUAGUAAGUGAAAUGGAAGAAAAGUACAUUCAUUACCAGAGUGAACAGGCAUACGCACAGUAUGUAUGCCCCCAACCUGCAGCAUCACCUGCUGUGUCGCAGUACUCCACUUCAUCAUCUGCAAGUCCUCAACCUAUACAACAAUUUCAUCAAGCAACACGGAGUCAGGAGAACACCCACGGGGUGCCAUCACCUCCGCAGCCUGCAUGCACUUCACAGUGGUUUAACCAACAUCAUCCUUCUUCUUUCUCUUCAUAAUUAUUGUAGCCUACAGUCAAUGUAACAACAAAAGGAAUAAUAAAUGAUGAUUAUC
Molecule: messenger RNA, 1266 nt
Organism: Scylla paramamosain (green mud crab)
Lineage: Eukaryota; Metazoa; Arthropoda; Malacostraca; Decapoda; Portunidae
Product: transcription factor Adf-1-like
Exons: 3
Coding region: 303-1211 (302 amino acids)
Biological process (GO): regulation of transcription by RNA polymerase II
Cellular component (GO): transcription regulator complex; nucleus
Source: RefSeq, a predicted model, not a curated record